Molecule: messenger RNA, 969 nt
Organism: Micromonas pusilla CCMP1545
Lineage: Eukaryota; Viridiplantae; Chlorophyta; Mamiellophyceae; Mamiellales; Mamiellaceae
Exons: 3
Coding region: 1-969 (322 amino acids)
Source: RefSeq, a predicted model, not a curated record
AUGCCCGCUGCCGCGAAGAAGGCGAAGACCGCCGCGGGCGCGGGCGGCGGCGCGGUCCUCCCCGGACAGCCCGUCCAGGCGCCGUCCGCGCACCCGCAGCAGGCCGCGCACCCGCAGCAUCAGCAGCAGCCCGCCGCGCCUCAGGUGCGUCCAAAGUUUUUCACCCAUCGCCCGGUUUCAACACUUGAUCGCGUCCCCUUUCAACUGACCGAUGAACUAUUUUUGUAUGGAAUGGCCCUCAACAACAGGCGCCUCCGCAGCAGCGUCCUCCGCCCUCGCAGCAGAUGCCCGGCGCGCCGGUCGCCGCGGUCGCCGCGAAGCAGGCGCAGGUGCAGGCGCAGGCGGCCGCGGUCGCGGCCUCGCAGGCGGCCGCGCGCUUGCCGCUGCGCCAGCGCUCGAGGGCGGACCUCGAGAAGGAGAUCCGCUCGAAUCAGGCGCGUUCGAGUCGCGCUGGAGCUCAUCCGACGCGAGUACGCGGAGACCGCGGCGGCGGCGAGCGCCAAGGGGGAGGAGUACGCCCCGCCGAAGUUCGUGGUCCCCGCGCAGUACGACGCCGCGAUCGGGAUCGAGCUGUGGCUGUUGGACCACGCGUCGAAUUUCAACGCGUCGGAGCUGGACAAGAAGGUGCAGCUCAUGCGGUCGAUCCAGGCGCGUCCCAUAUAUGACAAGGUGGCGAGCGGAUCGCUGAACAAGAUCGAGGAGGAGGGCGUCCAGAUGGAGCUCCUCGCGUGCUGGGUCGAGCUCACGAAGACGUUCUACAUCGCGCUGCGCGAGAGCCGGAACCUCUCGAGCCGCGGCGUGCCGAACAUCAAGGCGCCGACGUUCCGCCUGCCGGAGGAGCUGCUGCCGAUGCCGUUGCCGUGGGAUCCCGACACGGAGCUCGUGGACGAGCACGACUUCGACAAGGUGCGUCCCAUCUCACACUGGUCCCCAUACGACCCCGUCGGCGUGGUGAACGCCGUUCCUUAA